Messenger RNA from Gossypium raimondii (Peruvian cotton), 2805 nucleotides. RefSeq names its product anoctamin-like protein At1g73020. Lineage: Eukaryota; Viridiplantae; Streptophyta; Magnoliopsida; Malvales; Malvaceae. The transcript has 16 exons. The record is from RefSeq and is a predicted model, not a curated record. Bases 536 to 2557 code for a protein of 673 amino acids. Gene Ontology annotation, molecular function: chloride channel activity. Gene Ontology annotation, biological process: chloride transmembrane transport.
AUGCUACUUUCCAAUAUAUAUAGAUUUGUGCAUGUAGUUCUCUUCUAUGUAUGUACUUAUUUUACUUUGGCAUUUGAAAAGAGCUUCUUGCCUAGUAUUUAGUGCCAGAGAGAGAGCUUGCUUUCCUCACCUCUAUUUAUUAGGCUAAAAAGGUCAAAAAAUAGUAACCAACUUAGGUCCUUCGAAUUGCAUUAAUCUUUCUUUGAUCCCAUACACAGAAAACCCCUUUUGGUUGUUAGGCUUAAAGUAGACACCUUUUUUCCUCUGAUAGAGAGACCAAUUUACCCUUUUGAGCUGAUGCUUAGGCCCCCCCGCCCUCCCCUUAUUUUUAUUCAUUACAGCGAAAAGGAAAUGUUUCUCCUUUCGUUACUUUCGAAUGCAUUUCCAUGGCUGAAAGGGAUCCCCAAAUAGGUUUGUUUUUAGCUGAUUGGAAAGAAGCCACCGCUUCACCUCAUUGGUUCUUUUAAGCUACAGUGUCGAGAUUCAGGUGCUUCUUUUCUUUCUUUUUUUGGGGGCUGAAUUUGGGGUGUGGAAAAUGAAUGGGGUUCCAGAAGACCUAAUUGUUUACGAGAUUGCUUUGGUGGUUCCCAAAAGGAACCUCAAUGAAGAAAAUAAGGGUUAUGAUUGUGUUGAGGUUCUUGUCAAUGAGUUCAGAAAUGUGGGUUUGAUCGUUGAGAGAGUUCUUGGCCUUUCUGACGAGUUUAUCAAGCUAGCAGCACCAUUAGAGACUCUGGGAAGGGUAGCAGCCAAGAUGCAGAUGAAGAAGACCACUCAUAUUGGAAUUGAUUUACAAUUUGAAUGGGAGGAGAUCAAAGCUUUUGUACGGCAACCUGAUGGCUCAUUGUUCAGUUGGUGUGAGCGUUUCCAAUGCUACCGUCACUUGAUAUACAAAAUUGUCAAUAAGAAGAAUUCAGACGUAACUUUAAAAUUUGAUGGCAAAGAGAUCCAAUGGGAAGCUGGGAAAUCAUUACUGCAGAGGUUGGAAUUGGAAGGAAUAGUUAAACAAGUUUUCCCUUUACACGAUGAAAUAAAGAGGAAGAAACUACUGAGGAGUUGGGCAUUAAAUUGGUGGGACUUUACAGCUCAACCAAUUGAUGAAAUUUAUGCAUAUUUCGGGACAAAGAUUGCAGUUUAUUUUGCUUUUCUUGGAAUGUAUACACGUUGGAUGAUUUUUCCGGCUACAUUUGGACUUAUCUUGCAGUUGAUUGAUUUUGGAUCAUUAAAAUUACUAGUAUUCCCUGCUUUCUUCAUAAGCAUAGUAUUGUGGGCUGUGUUGUUUUUCCAAUUCUGGAAACGUAAAAACUCUGCACUUUCAGCCAGGUGGCAUCUUAAUUUUUCUGUCAGCACAAGCGAAGGAUACAAAUUAUCUGGGAGGGAGUGGAACUCACUGCAGCCUCCCCUGGAACUUGUAAAAAAUUCGGGAAUUGAUAAAACGAAAGAGAAAGAAGCAUUGCAAAGAUAUGAAUGGUUUGGCUAUCUCAAACGAUUCAGAAAUGAUGUUAUCAUUAUUUUGAGUAUCAUUUGCCUCCAAUUGCCAUUUGAGUUGGCUUAUGCUCAUCUCUACGAGGUCCUCAAGUCUGAUAUGGUGAAGUUCGGGUUAACUGUGGUUUAUCUUCUUGUAAUCCAGUAUUUCACAAAGAUUGGGGGAAAGAUAUCAAUCCGACUCAUUAAGCAUGAAAACAAUGAAAAUACUGAAUAUCAGGCUGACAGCUUGGUCUACAAAGUGUUUGGUCUUUAUUUUAUGCAAUCAUACAUUGGUGUUUUUUAUCAUGCCCUUUUACAUCGCAACUUUAUGACCCUUCGCCAAGUGUUGAUCCAGCGUCUGAUACUUUAUGAGGUCUUAGAAAAUCUGGUGGAAAAUUCUUUACCGUAUCUGAAGUACAGCUAUAAAAAGUAUAGAGCUGUUAGAAACAAGAAAAAACGUGAGAAAGGUUUGAUUGGAAAGAUCCAAUUCACUACCAGGGUGGAGAAAGAGUACUUGAAACCCACAUAUUCUGCAAGCAUUUCUGAGGAACUGGAAGAUGGGCUGUUUGAUGAUUUUCUGGAGUUGGCACUGCAGUUUGGAAUGAUCAUGAUGUUUGCCUGUGCGUUUCCCCUUGCAUUUGCUUUCUCUGCCUUGAACAACAUUGCAGAAAUGAGAACAGACGCCUUGAAGCUGCUUGCCAUGUUGAGACGGCCUGUUCCACGAGCUGCCGCUACAAUUGGAGCUUGGCUUAACAUUUUUCAGUUCCUAAUAUUGAUGUCAAUAUGCACCAAUUCUGCACUUCUAGUAUGGUUAUACGAUCAGGAAGGAAAAUGGAAAAUUGAGCCUGGCCUUGCAGCCAUUCUUGUAAUGGAGCAUGUUCUGCUAUUGAUUAAAUUCGGGUUCUCCCGCUUUGUCCCCGAGGAACCUGCUUGGGUGAGAGCAAAGCGAAUGAAGAACGCGACACAAGCGCAAGACAUGUGUUCUAAACAGCUAUUGAGGACCAUAUCUGGGAGAGAAAAGGCAUUUGGUGGAUAUAUUAGAAGAAAGAAACCUGAUGGAACAAAUAAAACUCAAUCAUGCAGAAACCAGUGAUUGUGUUAUCCAAGAGUUCCAUCAAACUCGUUGCCUAUUGAAGCAAAACAACAUCAAAGGCCACGCUUCUAUCAAUUAUCAAAGCUAGGCCCCGUUACAAAGAUGUAUAGAUUUUGGUUUUCCUCGUCUUUUUUUCAUUAUUUUGGUGUAAAUUCAAGUAGUAGCAACAGUUUUUUCCUGGGAUUCUCUCCAACUGUCUAUUUAUCUUCAAAUCAGUUGAAUUUCAAAUCAAGUGUUUUUUUGGCAAA